GAGGCGGUUGGAGAGCGACAGGACCGCUCCCUUUUCCCGCCCCGGUGCUUCCGGCGAGGGGGGCGGGUUUGAGGGGGUUGUUGCUUAGCGACGGACAGCGCCGGCUCCCAGGAGGGAGAAAAGAGAGGAAGAGAUCCAAGAGGUGGCGGCGACGGCUGUGGCUGCGGCGGAAUGGACAACAGCCUGGCCGUAUUUUCCUUCCGGGGCAACUCUUGCAAAGCCACGCCCCCGAAGAGGCGGAACUAUUACCACCCGUCCCCGGAGCGAGAGCGAGGCUGCGGAGGCGGGGCCCGGACCUCGGUCCUGAGCCCAUCACGACCACCUCAGCUCAGCCUUCCAGCUUCUCCUCCAGCCCCCACAUCCCCAGACUUUGAAGAGUCAUGGCCUUCCACAAGCCUCUCUUCACCCUCUGAUCCCCCAGAAGAACAGACAGGCCAGUUAGGGGACUCUGUGCUUGCCAGGUACAUGGCUCGGUUCCGGCAGGCUCAGCCCACCAGCCGCCAGGAGCGGCAGGCAGCAGGCCCCACAGCUGCUGACUUCUGGUGGUUGCAGCCCCCAGCCCUGGGCUGCCCUGGUCCCUCAGCAGAUAAGGAGGCUGGAGGAGGCGGGCUCAGCCCAGCCAUCCCAACCCAGACCACGCCGCACGGGGCAGGAGCGUGGAGGAUGGAAGACUGUAUGUCAGGAACACACGAGGGCCACAUUUCUUCACUGGAAGCCUCAGACACAUCUGCGUUGGAUCUCGAGACCCUGAGUCUCCAAGACAGGGCAACCCGGCUUCUCCGCCGGAGUGAGAUUUCUUCCAGCAGCAGUAAUGAAGUUGCCUCCAUCCCAGUCAGCUCUGAGGGCCUCCCCUCCUACUCCCCACCCUUCACCUCUGACCCUGGAGCAGGCCCUCACCCCAGGGAACCAGCCCCAUUGACAAGGACCCAAGUCCCUCUGCCAUCUGUGACCUGUCCAGAGGAUGACAUCCUUUCCCAGUGGCGUCUCCGGAGGAAGAUGGAGCUGGCCCAGGAGCAGUGUGCAGAUGGGCCCCAGGCACAGUCCUGGCUCCCCAACAGGGCCCUGAUCACUAUGACCUAUGGUCAGCCUCAGCCGCACCAGAUAUAUGCUCCAGGACCCACUGUUGCCAACCAGCUGAACUCUCUAGUCCCCCUCAACAACCCCCAGCCUAGCCCCUCUGCCCCUCUCAGCAACUCCCAAGCAAGCCUCCCAGCCCAACUGUAUGGACCCCAGCAGGUCCCCCUGGCCCCCCUCUGUGGGUCCCAGCAGGUUCCCGCAGUCCCCCUCUAUGGCCCCCCGGCCCCCGUCUGUGGGUCCCAGCAGGUCCCCCCGGCCCCCCUCUGUGGGCCCCAGCAGAGCCCUGCUGUCCUCUGUCCACAUGAGCUAAGUCCCUCAGUUUCCUUCAAUAUUCCCCAACCAAACCCUCCGGUCCCUCUUAGUCUUCCUCAGCCAUGCCUUCCAAACUCCCCUUCUACUCCCCACCCAAGUCCUGUGGUGCCUCUUUGUACCCCUCAGCCAAGCCCCCCUGCCCCAUGUUGUGCUUCCCAGCUAAGCCCCCAGCCAUCAGUUCCAAAUUCCCUUGCUACAUGUCAGAGCCCUUUCGCUCUUCACUCUGGCUCUCCAGAAACAGGUUGCAAAAGAUUCCAGUCUGGGGCCUUUCUCCCAAGUUCUCGGGGCCUUUCUGAGCCUAAGAGGCAAGACCACAAGCCCAGAAAGGCCCGGAACCCAGACACCAAAAACCGGGCUCCCAGGCCGGGACCCCUGCUGAGGGGGACCCUAGAGCAGGUGGUGGCUGCUCGUCUCUUCCCAAGACCUUCAGAAGACUCCUCCUGCCCCUGUGAGGCCCCCCCUUCUCCUGCUGAGACCCCACCCCCCAGGGAGCUGCUCGCUUUGGCUUCUGGGUUACUGGAAGCUGCAGAAGACUCAGAUGGGACAGACUUUGAAGAAGACGCUCUGCUGCAGGUGCUCCGGGCCCGGCGUUCAGAGCUCCGGACAUGCUUGAGGGAGGUUAACAAGCACCUGUCCAAUCCCAUGGACCCCGAGAACUUGGGGCCCAAUUUCCAGCCAGCCAGAAUGUUGGGCUCCCCCAAGGAGAUCUCCAGUGGACAUAAGAUUGAGGAAUAAAUGUUCAGUAAAUUGUA
Molecule: messenger RNA, 2141 nt
Organism: Vombatus ursinus (common wombat)
Lineage: Eukaryota; Metazoa; Chordata; Mammalia; Diprotodontia; Vombatidae
Gene: PROSER3
Product: proline and serine rich 3
Exons: 11
Coding region: 172-2124 (650 amino acids)
Source: RefSeq, a predicted model, not a curated record